GUGCUUAUUGCUUCCCAAAACGCAGCGCGUUGGAAAUAUCAGAAAACAUAGGAAAUGAACUGAACAGUCUGAACCCUCAAUCGCUACCGCAAAACCCUAGGAAUUAGGAAUCGAACACACAGUGGAUCAGAAAUGGCGUCGGUGAGGGGGAAGGAGACGAUCAAGAGCGUGAUGAAGAAGUUCAGCGACAAAACCCUAACGCCGCGGCUGAAGGAGGAGCUGAAGAAGAAAGGCACCAUGGGAAGCAAAACUCUACCCACCCGAUUGAGAGAGGAGCUCAAGAAGAAAGGCAUACCCGAUUCGAAUAUCAUCAUGGGUCGGGCCAAGCGCGGCAUCUACGCCGGCCGCCACAUCCAGUUCGGCAACCAAAUCAGCGAAGACGGCGGCAACAAGUCGAGGAGGACAUGGAAACCAAAUGUGCAGGAGAAGCGGCUCUUCAGUUACAUCCUAGACCGCCACAUUCGAGUCAAAGUCACUACCCAUGCUCUCCGUUGCGUAGACAAGGCAGGUGGGAUUGAUGAGUAUUUUCUGAAAACUCCUUACCAAAAGAUGGAUACGGAAAUGGGCCUUGUCUGGAAAGCCAGAAUUGAAAAGCUAUAUGAGGAUGUUGGGCACAGGCAAGUUGCGUUUAUUAAACCUGAAGCUGAACCCGAAGCCAACUUGGAACAGGGAUUCAAAAACCUAAAAAUAGAUGAGAGGGAAGUCAAGAGACAAAUGUAUGGUUGGUCGAAGAAACUAAAACAGAUCGAGGAUGGAGCGAACAAACAAGUAGCUGAUGUCAUAGACGCAAAGGUCGAGGUAGGAAUCUCUCAUGUUGAUGUUCCUGAGCAGUUGGUCGCAAACUCCUGAGUUUAGAACUCUUAAACCAGCUUUUUGGAUGUUCUCGGUUUUGGUCAGCUACACCCCAUUUUUCAGAGUUUUGUUUCUCUUCGGGUUUUUUAGAGAGAAAUUCUAGCAGUAGCCGAGCUUGUUCAUGUUUUCUGAUCAUGGAAAUUCAUAUGACAUUCGUGUUGGUUUCACGAAAUCAUUUCUGUAAGUUCAAACAGAGUUUUGCACGAAAUCAUUUCUGUAAUCUGCUCUCGAUCGAGCCCCCCUGUUUUAUCAUUACAUCAAGGAAAAUUAAAUUAAACCAUGAUGCACUUUA
Molecule: messenger RNA, 1144 nt
Organism: Malus domestica (apple)
Lineage: Eukaryota; Viridiplantae; Streptophyta; Magnoliopsida; Rosales; Rosaceae
Cellular component (GO): mitochondrial large ribosomal subunit
Molecular function (GO): structural constituent of ribosome
Source: RefSeq, a predicted model, not a curated record